Messenger RNA from Rubroshorea leprosula, 765 nucleotides. Lineage: Eukaryota; Viridiplantae; Streptophyta; Magnoliopsida; Malvales; Dipterocarpaceae. The record is from the annotation of a GenBank genome assembly.
AGGAAAAAGAAACGAUAGAUUGAGGUAGAGAAAAAAAAAAAGAAAAAAAAAAAGGAGAGAAAUGAAGCACAUUUCCAAGAAGCUACACAAAGGCCAUAAUCAAGAGCCUAAUCGGACUAACGAGCCGCCGUCUCCCUCAUGCGCCACCGAUCAUCAACGGCCCAUGUCCGGAAACUCUCCGACGAGUCCCUCCACGUCAUCUCCUGCUCCGGCUACUGUUCCGCCGAGCGCCGGGAACGCUACAGCAGCGUGGACUGUGUCGGCAAGUAAUGGUACCGAUUACAUGUUGUCGGAGGACGAGUUCCAGGUUCAGUUAGCUCUAGCGAUCAGCGCGUCGAAUUCGGAGGAUCAGAUCCGCGCGGCGACUCUGCUGAGCUUGGGCGGCCAUCAUCAGAUGGAUACAGGCAGGGAUAGGGAGGAGGUGCCCCGCAGCGGAUUUAUCGAGACAUUAUUGGGUGAGUGUUCGUCAACUUUCUCCUUACCCAUUUUGAGGUCGAAUUGGAUUCUGGUGGAUUCAAGUUGGAAUGGGUUUUGUAGUGUUGGUGCUGGUGGAUGGAUUGUAGUUAAUGAGCUUACUUAAAGUAGGGGCUUUUGGUCUGUGCCUAUAAGCAAUUUUGAAUUUCUGGUAAUUAGAGCAAGUCACCAUGGAAUUGUGUUAAGUAUGGCCAUUCAGAUAGUUAGUUAAUGUAACUAAGGUUACUUUUACUGCAGUUACUUUGUAACCCAGGUUAGUUUUUCUUCUUUAAAUAGACCUUUGUAGAAGUA